Messenger RNA from Guillardia theta CCMP2712, 1998 nucleotides. RefSeq lists its product as hypothetical. The record is from RefSeq and is a predicted model, not a curated record. The transcript has 11 exons. NCBI's taxonomy places the organism in Eukaryota, Cryptophyceae, Pyrenomonadales, Geminigeraceae. Bases 1 to 1998 code for a protein of 665 amino acids.
AUGGCGCUAAUCAUCCAUGUUACUCAGCCCUCUGCUACGAUCUUGCUGACUCGCUCGCGCGAGACUCGGACCUCGAAGCUCUCACUGCUCACAGCACCAGUGGAGUACAUAGCGCAGAGCAUGCGCAAGAGUAUUGCUGACGGAGCGAAGGAGGCGGGGGGUGAUGAGCAAGAAAGCUCGAAGCGGUGGAGUAAGCUGAAGCAGGCGCUCAAGGAGUUCAGGAUGACGGUGGAGGCAGAGGAUAACUCUCCUCCCUGCCAACCAUCUAAGCCUGGCUGUGCGCCUUGUCCACACUGCCCUCCUUCCCCGGCUGCCCCCGUGCCCACGUUCAAGCGCGAGGUGAACAUGCUGGGGUUCGGUAAGAUGGAGCCUGGGAAGCCACAAGCGCCUCGCAAGGACUUGGUGACAGAAGGAGAGCUGGACCAGAGGCUGAAAUGGCUCGAGCACACGAUAGCGAGCAUGUCGGAGGAGGUCGCGACAGUGAAGGCGGAUCAAGGGCCACCUGGACCACCCGGGAUGGCACGCCAGGACACGACGGGAAAGAUGGGGAGCAAGGGGAGCAAGGGGAGCAAGGGGAGCGAGGCCUUGAAGGCGCUGAUGGGGAGCCUGGAGUUCCAGAUCUUCGCGGCAAGGGAAGGGGAGCGGUUGGGCUCAUCUGUUCCGAACCUUGCUUCUCUGCAAUUCGUUGGCAGCGCGAUCGUGAGAUUCGUUGAUAUGUCAGACGUUUCGAAGUUCCGCAAGUUCGUGGAGGACACGCCGAGCUCCGACUUCGUUUAUCGCUUCAGCGGCCACGUGAAGGUUGAGCAGGCGGGCAAGUACACCUUCUGCUCGACCUCCGACCUCUUGUCUCGCGUGUUCGUCGACUUCGAGCUCCUCGUCGAGAACAAGCAGGCGGACGAGAAGUCCUGCGGGGACGUUGAGCUGGAGCAGGGGUUGCAUGCUGUGAUGGUCGACGGGGUUCACGGGGAUGGAGAGGGAGGUGUCGUCUUGACCUACAGGGGACGCGACACAGACUAUGAGGAGGAGAGCGUCAGAAGCGUUGACUCGCGGGGGCCUCCUCCCCCCCCUCACUCGAGAUUCCUCCUCAGAGUCUUCGCUUCCAACAAGGACCUUGAUAAGUUUCCUGACCUGCGCGAUGUCUCGUUGCUCGGGCACUCCAUCGUGCCUUCCCUCUCGUUCGACGAGGAGGCGAACAGCAUGGCACAGUUCAUCCCCGACCCUCCCACACGCAACGUCGCAUGGCAGGCUUUCGGGAGAUUCUCGAUCUACAAGAGCGGCCAGUACAAGUUUUGUUCCCUCUCCAGUGACGGUUCGCUGCUCUACAUCGACUCUGAGCUGCUCAUUCAUGACGACCGCGUUCAAUCGCCCACCAAGACUUGCCGAUCCCUCACGCUUGCCCGCGGCCUCCACGAUGUGCACGUGGACGGCUUCAAGCACGAGGGUGAGCCAAUCUUCCGCCUCUCCUAUGAGGGCCCGGACACGGGAGGCCUGCCGGCCGAUCUCAACAGCGUCGCUCCUCGGGCCCCUCAGCUUCCUCGCCCAUCGCAGUGGCUCAUCCGCGCGUACCGUAGCAGCCAACUGCUGCAGGUGCCCAGCUCGACAGCUGGACUGGAGCUGGUGGGGGAAGCUGUAGUCCACAGCAUCGACUUCAAGGGCACUCAAGGCUUGGUGGAGGAUCUUCCGGCUCUGCCCCAGAGCGAGUUCGUGCUAGAGGCUUUCGGAAGGAUGGAGGUUGGCCGUCCUGGCGCCUACAGCCUCUGCCUGACAUCGAAGGACGGGUCAGUCAUGGAACUCGAUGGGAGGAGCUUCAUCCACAAUGACGGACGACAUGCGGCUAAGCGAGUCUGUAACGAGGCCGUGCUGCGAUCCGGCACCCACCUUGUCAAGAUUGUUUCCUUCCUCAGCGGCGGAACGUUUCAGCUCCUCGCGACGUACAAGGGCCCAGACACAGAGGAUGAGGAGGAAGUGAUUGACAGCGACGAGGCGAUGGCGUUCUGA